GUCUUGGACCCUGCAAACUAACUCACAACCGGCAAUAGAUGGAUCCUGGAGCAGGCAGCUAAGCCUUGGGCCUAACCCCCUUGGUCUAGAUUCGAGAUUCAGAGAAAAGCUCCGCGACUCUCAAAACCCCAGUCCUCGUUUCUCCCCCUUUCCUCCAUCUCCCCGCGCCGUCUGGCAAAUCAAACCCGACAAUUCGUGCCAAUAGCAUCACAAAGCAACCAUGUCUACACCACUCGACCCAGACCCAGUCGAAGUGACUGCGACCGAUAUAGCACCAGCGCAGCCAGCGACAACAACCACCACUGGGGAGACCACCACCACCACCGAUGGACCCGAAGAGACCACAACAGGCGACUCGACGGCCACCGGCUCAGUAACAACCGUGACUGUGACAGCCCCCGCAGAAACCAGCGCAGACACAAACACAGACACCGAUGCCGCAACAACAACCCUCUCCAUCCUCGCAAUCCCCUUCCCCACAGACCAAAACAUCCUCCAAUCUCUCGUCGGCAGCAUCUCCGCCGUCGACCACGAAAACGAAGAAACAACCAUCGUCCUCGACUGCGCCCCGACGGUCACCUCGUGCCUCGAGAGCCUCAUCCCACUGACGAUCACAACGGGCCCCUCAACAUUCAUAUACACAUGGUCGUGGGAUGGGCCCGGGUGGGGAUCCAUCCCGUCCACGGCGACCGUCGACUCGAGGGAGACGAUUGAAUGCGGGAUCGUCGGGACGCAGACCCUUGGGUGCUUGACGUCCCAUGUUGAUUCGUAUAGCGGGACUGCGUUGCCCGUGACGACUGCUCUGUCCGUUUAUGGGACGGAGGGGUUUAGUCGUGAGGCGGUGGUGAUUACAGCGGGGGUGGAGAAGCUGGAGACUGCGACGAGUGCUACGGCUACGUCGACGGGGGAUUCGGUGGAUGAGACGGGGGGCUCGACACCUGCGGAUCCGGAAGGGGACUCAGGGUCGGGAUCGGGGUCUUCUUCGAAGGCGUGGAUUGCGGGUCCGGUUGUUGGUGGUUUGGUCGCGGUCGCCUUGGUCGUUGGUCUCGUUUUCUUCCUGCGGAGACGUCGAGAAAAGCGAGCGGCUUCAGCAACUGCCGUAGCGCCGAUUGCUGAGCUGCCAGAGAAAGGCGUCUACAAGGGUGAACUACCUGCAAGGGAACCGGCUGCAGCAGAGCUGUCAGCUGUCAAGGGGCAGAACCAGAUUCAUGAGCUGGCGUGAUAGGGUACGGCAGGGAGUGAGAAUGCGACCUGGAAGAGUUUGGCAUGGAUAAUUGCUUUGCACUUGCGUUUAUUAUACCCAUUGUACAUACGAAUGCUCGUAUGAUGAUCGAAUGAGAAGAUGGAAUCCCAAGUCUAGUAUCAGGGCAACAUGGCGGCCGGGUCUGGAGCAGAGUGUUGCACGGACUCUAUGGCAGUGGAUCCUAGGCCAGGGCUCACUGC
This is a messenger RNA of Aspergillus calidoustus, 1443 nucleotides long. NCBI's taxonomy places the organism in Eukaryota, Fungi, Ascomycota, Eurotiomycetes, Eurotiales, Aspergillaceae. The record is from the annotation of a GenBank genome assembly.